CCCCCCCACCCCCAGCUGCUACCUUCGCCAUGGCGGCCGCCGCCGCCGCCUGCCGCCUUCUCCGGCUGGCACCGCGCCGUCUCCGGAAACCAAGGCAUUCCCUCUUUCCUACGCCACUCGCUCUCUCCUCGGCCUGGCGCCGCUACUGCGCCGCCGCGCCCCCCGUCGCGGCCGCGGCGACGCCGACGGGGGACGCCGUGGGGGAGUUCCGCCGGAGGAUCAGGGUGGCGGAAGUGAAGGGCGGGGAGGACCAAGGCGCCGCCUGGGUCGGGAAGGAGCUUACCGUGCGCGGGUGGGUGCGCACCUGCCGCGCCCAGAGGACCGUCACAUUCGUCGAGGUUAAUGAUGGAUCUUGCUUGUCCAAUAUGCAAUGUGUGUUAACUCCUGAAACAGAAGGCUAUGACCAGAUAGACUCUAUCAAUACAGGGGCCUCAGUGUUAGUGGAUGGAGUUGUAGCAAGCAGCCAAGGCGGUAAGCAGAAAGUGGAGCUAAAGGUUUCAAAGAUCAUUGUGAUUGGGGAGAGUGAUCCCACAUCUUUUCCUAUACAGAAGAAACGAGCAUCAAGAGAAUUUCUGAGGACUGUGGCACAUCUCCGUCCUCGGACAAACACUUUUGGUGCAGUGGCAAGAGUAAGAAAUGCUCUGGCAUAUGCAACUCAUAAAUUUUUUCAAGACAGUGGAUUUAUUUGGGUAUCAAGCCCUAUUAUUACUGCCUCAGAUUGUGAAGGAGCGGGGGAGCAGUUCUAUGUCACUACUUUGGUUUGUCAACGCAACAAGACGGAGCAGCUUCAUCCAGCCGGCAUAUUGCAGCCCUUGACAGUGCCAUCUCGUGUUUGGGAAGACAUCUCCAUGGAUUUCAUUGAGGCACUUCCGAAGCUUUCAAAUAGUGCUGAAGGAGGCUGCCUAGUCAACAGCAUUCCUUCGAAGGAUGGAAGGGUCGAUUGGUCACAGGAUUUCUUCUGCAAACCAGCAUUUCUGACGGUGUCUGGACAACUGAAUGGCGAAACAUAUGCUUCAGCUCUAUCUGAUAUUUACACAUUUGGUCCCACAUUUAGGGCUGAAAAUUCAAACACUUCAAGGCAUUUGGCUGAAUUUUGGAUGAUUGAGCCUGAACUUGCCUUUGCUGAUCUAAAUGAUGACAUGGCGUGUGCAAGUGCAUAUCUCCAGUAUGUAGUAAAGUAUAUUCUUGAGAACUGCAAAGAAGAUAUGGUUUUUUUUGAUACGUGGGUUGAGAAAGGGAUCAUAGAUAGACUAAAUAAUGUAGCUGAGAAAAACUUUGUUCAGAUGUCAUAUUCUGAUGCUAUCAAGCUACUUAUUGGGUCCAACAAGAAAUUCGAGUUCCCGGUAAAGUGGGGGUUGGAUCUGCAAAGUGAGCAUGAAAGAUAUAUCACAGAAGUCGCAUUUGGUGGCAGUCCUGUAAUAAUUAGAGAUUAUCCAAAGGAAAUCAAAGCUUUCUAUAUGCGACAAAAUGAUGAUGGGAAAACAGUUGCGGCAAUGGAUCUAUUGGUUCCUCGGGUAGGUGAACUUAUUGGAGGAAGCCAAAGAGAAGAACGACUUGAUUACCUUGAAGGUCGGCUGGAUGAAUCAAAUCUUAACAAAGAUAGCUACUGGUGGUAUUUGGAUCUGCGACGAUAUGGAUCAGUUCCUCAUGCUGGUUUUGGCCUUGGAUUUGAACGGCUUGUACAGUUUGCAACCGGAAUAGACAACAUCAGAGAUGCCAUUCCAUUUCCCAGGGUUCCUGGUUCUGCAGAGUUUUAGCACUUGAAGAGUGCGUGUAUAAUCUCUAAAAGCAUUCUUGCCUUGGACUGGAGAAAACCUUACGUUGAUUUGUUCAUUGUAAAGAGUUUACCUGACUGAUUUAUAAUCUGCAGGAGUGUACUGUAUCAGCAAAUUCCCUUUGCAAAUUCGUUGAAUGCUGGGAUUUUAGUCGAUGAA
Molecule: messenger RNA, 1934 nt
Organism: Triticum urartu
Lineage: Eukaryota; Viridiplantae; Streptophyta; Magnoliopsida; Poales; Poaceae
Gene: NS1
Product: Class II aminoacyl-tRNA and biotin synthetases superfamily protein
Biological process (GO): asparaginyl-tRNA aminoacylation
Cellular component (GO): mitochondrion
Molecular function (GO): asparagine-tRNA ligase activity; ATP binding; nucleic acid binding
Source: RefSeq, a predicted model, not a curated record